Aspergillus pseudonomiae is the source of this 909-nucleotide messenger RNA. RefSeq lists its product as uncharacterized. The transcript has a single exon. The record is from RefSeq and is a predicted model, not a curated record. NCBI's taxonomy places the organism in Eukaryota, Fungi, Ascomycota, Eurotiomycetes, Eurotiales, Aspergillaceae. Bases 1 to 909 code for a protein of 302 amino acids.
AUGAAAUAUAUGUUCCAUGGUUCACCAGACCUCGAACAAGAUUGUCUCAUUCAGACGUCCGAGUGCACUGAGCGUCUUCAACGCGCAGGCAGUGCAGAAUGCCUCGAUCUCGGUUACCGACAGGUUUGGCUCUUUGCCAUGCGGAACUAUACUCUCAUGCCAACUGAUCCGAAGAACGAUGACGAUCUCCUGGCAAAGCCCAAUCGAGCCAUGGCAGAUGCUUGUACAAUCUACGAUAUGGCAGACCUCGUGCGCCGCCUUGGAUUUCAUUCUUCGGAGAUUGAGAGUCUCUUGCAAGGGUCUCCCGACCGACAGAUCGCCCGGGAUGCUCUUCUGCAGGCCCGAAAACCCCACCGCUUUCGAUAUGACGUGCGCGAAUUCGAUGCCCUUGUCGACCGGAUUGUUGAGUGCUUCUUAGCCGCUGUACCUUACGAGCCUGAGCGGAACCCUAAGCUUUUGGUGGAUAGCACCGUAAAGGCUCGAGCCCAAUGCGGGACGCCCCAAAAGCGGACGCAUAGGCAAGAUAGCCUACAUCUGUUUAUAGACUAUCUUCAUAAGGAUGAGAUUAUAAUUGCCGAUACAAUUACCACAUUUUUCGUCCGUCGCUGCGUCUAUUUUACUUUUUUCGGGAAACCUUGCUCUCAUAGCAACCCGCAUGUGGAUCGCGAUGGUGACCCGCUUUCCCAAGGUUCACCUGCGUUUUCGCCGUUGUUUAUAAGGGACGACAGCGCUGCCAUAGACCUGGAGAUUACUAUUCCCGCGGGACUGGCGGCGGAGCAACCUAAAUCCGAGCCGGAAGGAGUACCAGUAGGAAAAGGCCAGCAGAAUAUACGGGGGCGGCAGCACCAGUCAGGGGUCUAUAAGAGGUUACGACGCCGGACACGCAAAAUACGAAAGCGAAGACGCUAG